Molecule: messenger RNA, 825 nt
Organism: Loa loa (African eye worm)
Lineage: Eukaryota; Metazoa; Nematoda; Chromadorea; Rhabditida; Onchocercidae
Product: potassium voltage-gated channel subfamily C member 1
Exons: 5
Coding region: 1-825 (274 amino acids)
Biological process (GO): potassium ion transmembrane transport; protein homooligomerization
Cellular component (GO): axon; dendrite membrane; neuronal cell body membrane
Molecular function (GO): protein binding; delayed rectifier potassium channel activity
Source: RefSeq, a predicted model, not a curated record
AUGGAUAGUGAAUAUCGUAUUAUCCUAAAUGUUGGUGGCAUACGACAUGAAACAUAUAAGCAUACGCUUAAAAAAAUUCCUGCGACACGUUUAAGUCGUUUGACACAAAAUUUGGCUAAUUAUGAUCCCGUUCUCAAUGAAUACUUUUUUGAUCGUCAUCCAGGCGUUUUUGCGCUUAUUUUAAAUUAUUAUCGUACUGGUAAAUUACAUUAUCCAUUAGAUGUUUGUGGGCCACUUUUUGAGGAAGAAUUAAAGUAUUGGGGUUUGGAUGCUAAUGAAGUUGAGCCAUGUUGUUGGAUGACAUAUACGCAACAUCGUGACACACAAGAAGUAUUGACUGCACUUGAUAAACUUGAUAUUGAUUUUGAUGAAAGUCGUUUGAAGGAUCCCGAGGAAGUCUAUCGACGAUUUGGUUGGGAGGAUGAUUAUCAUAAUCAUUCGUUAUCAAAAUGGCAAAAAUUGAAACCUAAAAUUUGGCAUUUAUUCGAUGAACCCUAUUCAUCAAAUGGAGCAAAAGUAAUUGCUGUUGUAUCAGUUUUUUUCCUUAUCAUAGCAAUCUUCGUAUUUUGUCUUAAAACACAUCCCGGUUUACGGGUUGCCGAAUUGAAUAUUAUGCAAAUUAAUGCAACAUCCGGUCGUUAUUAUCGUUCCAUGGGCUUCCCAAACAAAUAUCGUACCGAAACAAUUGAUAUUGAUAAAGCAAAUUCCAAACCGCAUCCAGGUUUUUUAAUAGUUGAAGCAAUAUGUAAUGUAUGGUUUACAAUAGAAAUUUUUAUUCGAUUUAUAACUGUCCUAGCAAAAUUAAAUACUUUAAAACACCGGUAA